UUCUCCUCAGGCGGCGGCGCUUCGGCCCUUCAGGUUUCCCGCCCGGGUAGGAGGAGAAGCGAAAGGGCCAACGACCUCCCGCUCCUGAGGCGGAAUGGGCAGCGCCUCCGCCUCAGAGUGAAAGCUAUUCUGAAGAGGAGGCGGCGCCGGCGGCGGCAGAAAUGCACCUUAGGCCCGGCCCGGCUGCUUCUCGCACCCGAGCUGGUUGAGUGUGAGGCCUCUGCGCACCCGGUUCUUCCGUCGCUUUCCUUCCCGUCUCCGGCCUCAGCCAUGCAGAGCUCCGGUUUCCCUCCGCUGGGCCGUGCCCAGCAGCACAACCUCCACCUGCCUCCCUGGUCGCGCUUCGGCGGGCAGCAGCCUCCGCACCAGGAAAGGGCCGCGUCCCCGGCUCAGCCGCCGCCUUCGCACCCCGCUUCUCAACCUCACCCUCCUCGGCCCCCUCGGACUCCCAGCGCCGACGGCUGGAGGAGGGCGGCCACCGACCUGGAGCGCAGCCUCAAGUUCCUGCAGGCGCAGCACGCCGAGACCCUCCAGAAGCUCCACGAGGAGAUCGAUGUCCUCAAGAGGCAGAACAAGGAUCUUCAUUAUAAGCUCAUCAUGCACCCAAUACUUCAGAGGAAAGAUCAUUCUUUCAGCAACUUGCCUACCAAGUCACAGCCAGCAAGCAGUGCACCAGGGAAGACAAGUGCCGGCUUAAAGGUGGUGGUGCCAACAGCAAAAGAAGAGCACAGAGAACAAGGUUCUGAGGAGCUGGAAAAGAAGCCAGUAAGUGGCGAGUUCAUGAUGGACGAGACGAGAGCAGAAGAGGAAAUUAUAGAAAGGGAGGUAGACAGAGUAAUGUGGAAGGAAUUUGAGGACUUCAGGCCAGAGCAGGAGACUGUUCCAGAAGAGGCAGCUCAUCCCAGAGACGCAGAUGUUUGUGACAGGAUGACAUCCCCCAUCCCUUUUUCAUCUGGUCAAAGCAGGGCAGGGGACAUGAAAAUCCCUGCUGCUUCUUCCAACCCCUUCUUGGUGACAGUGCUCCCUUCCUACAUGCGGAAGCCACCAACGCUGGAGGAGUGCGAAGUGGUCAUUCGGCAGUUGUGGAACAUCAACCAUAUGCAGAUGCAGGAGCUGAUGUAUUUGAGAUCGUGCUUGGAAGACAUCCACAAGACCAAAAGAAUUCCUGAGGACUACAUGCUAGCUGGUCAUGUCGGGAACCAAGAGGUCACACGGUUGCCCAAGGUGAAAAAUGGUCCUAAGAAAUGUAGGAUCCUCACACCACUGCCUGCUGCUGAAAGGGCUGUGCUGCCAGCACUGAAGCAAACACUAGGAAAUGCUUUUGCAGAGAGACAGAAGAGAACACAGGCUGUUCAGAGGAACAGGCUCCACCGGACAGCACUUUAGCAAGUAUGGUUCAAUUGGCCUCUUUUUGUAAUGUGUCUCCUUGCCCUAAAGUGGUUUGAAAGUCAGCUAAACCAUUUCCGAGCGUGUGCGCUGUAUUUUCAACAAAUUGUUUCUGGUGUGCACCACUUAAUUUUUAAAGCUUCAUAAUUAAUCAUCCUUUUUUGUCCACAUAGUUACAGAAGAUCAUAGUGACCUUACUUCUCCCUAGAAACUGUUCUACCUUCAGUAGUAAUUAAGUUUACUUUUUUAACUACAAAAUUGGGGGCUUUUAGAUGCAAAAUACACAGAAGCCUCCUUAGACAACCCCAGGUCAAGGGGGUAUCAAAGUGACUUUGCCUUUUAGCAAACAAUAUUCUGUGCCCUUGUGCUCAGGCUGCGGUGGAGCCAAAGAAGUUUGGGGGGUUGCAAGAGAAAAUAAGUGAGUGUUAAACACUGGAACAAUACAUUUAUUACAAUAAAACAAAUGCCUUA
Molecule: messenger RNA, 1857 nt
Organism: Lacerta agilis (Sand lizard)
Lineage: Eukaryota; Metazoa; Chordata; Lepidosauria; Squamata; Lacertidae
Product: coiled-coil domain-containing protein 74B-like
Exons: 8
Coding region: 271-1386 (371 amino acids)
Source: RefSeq, a predicted model, not a curated record